Messenger RNA from Mugil cephalus (flathead mullet), 2335 nucleotides. RefSeq names its product paired box 9 (gene pax9). Gene Ontology annotation, biological process: regulation of transcription by RNA polymerase II; anatomical structure development. The record is from RefSeq and is a predicted model, not a curated record. Lineage: Eukaryota; Metazoa; Chordata; Actinopteri; Mugiliformes; Mugilidae. Gene Ontology annotation, molecular function: DNA-binding transcription factor activity, RNA polymerase II-specific; RNA polymerase II cis-regulatory region sequence-specific DNA binding. The coding region runs from base 498 to 1511 and encodes 337 amino acids. The transcript is spliced from 4 exons.
GAGACUUUACACGUCUUUUUACUCAGCUCUCUGUUCAAUCGGUGAAAGACUGAUGCAAAAUCUUGAUAUGGCUUUAUACUCACCCUAUCGGUGUCAAUAACAAACGCAUUCAUGGUGGUAAAUCGCUAGUUUUGCAUUCUGGUGGCAGAGCUUCACGGGGAGGUGGGCCCGGGGAGAUCUCUCCGGACUUGUCAUGUCAAACUUUGGGACCAAUCGCAAAGCUGCCCUGCGCAAUCUCGAAAGUAGAUGAGAGAGCCGGGCCAAUCGGCGGGACGGAAGCAUGGGAAGCCCUGCCUCCUGAUUUCAACAGAUUGAAAUGUAAGCCUGACUCCAGCGCCUUCAGGAAACAGAUCGAGAAUUUUGUCCCUCUUGUUCCUUAUCGCACAAGAAGAUUUUCUUGGGCGCGAUUUUGGACAGCGGACACGCUGGACGCGGAGCAGGAUCCACGCAGGCGGCAAGAACCGGACACCGUAUUCUUCAUUUGCGGCUUUAACACCAUGGAGCCAGCCUUCGGUGAAGUGAACCAACUCGGUGGUGUUUUUGUGAACGGCAGGCCGCUCCCCAACGCCAUCCGGCUACGGAUAGUGGAGCUGGCCCAGCUCGGGAUCCGACCUUGUGACAUUAGCAGGCAGCUGCGCGUCUCCCACGGCUGCGUCAGUAAGAUCCUGGCCCGCUACAACGAGACCGGCUCCAUCCUCCCGGGGGCCAUCGGAGGCAGCAAGCCACGGGUCACCACACCCACUGUUGUCAAGCACAUACGGACAUACAAGCAGAGGGACCCGGGGAUUUUUGCCUGGGAGAUCCGGGACAGGCUACUCGCCGACGGGGUUUGCGACAAGUUCAACCUGCCCUCCGUCAGCUCCAUCAGUCGGAUCCUCCGAAACAAGAUUGGAAAUCUGUCCCAGCAGAGCCAGUAUGAGUCUGGCAAGCAGGCGCCUCACCCACCGCCACAACCGACGUUACCCUACAACCACUUAUACUCGUACCCGACAUCUAAAGUGCCCACUCCCCCUGGCAUGCCCACCCUUCCCGGACACAUGGCCAUGCACAGGAUAUGGCCUUCCUCGCACUCUGUAACUGAUAUUCUGGGGAUACGGUCUAUUACAGAGCAACAAAUUAGUGACAGUCCGUCCUUUUCCAGCGCCAAACUAGAAGAAUGGAGCGCUAUAAACAGGACUAAUUUCCCACCAGCAAGCUCUCCACUAGUCAAUGGCAUGGAUAAACCGCAUUUAGAACCAGAGGCAAAAUACACACAGACGCCGAGUGGAUUGCCCACAGUGAACAGCUAUGUCACAGCGCCCAGCAUCCCUCCCUACCACCCUCCCACCCAAGUGUCACCCUACAUGGGGUACAGCGCCACCACGUCGGCCUAUGUGACCGGACCCACGUGGCAGCCGGCCAGUGGCAGUGCUCUAUCUCCCCACAGCUGUGACAUCGCCACCCCACUGGCCUUCAAGAGCAUGACAGCCAACCGUGACGCCAUCCACCCGGUCGCCGCCUCGGCGCUGUGAAGUCACCUCCGCAGACUGACUGGAGAAAGGGCGUGGGUAGGUGGGAGGGAGGGAGGGAGGGGUGCAAAGUUGGGGGGCGAAGAGGACAGGAGACUCCGAGUCUGUCCCCCGCGGCUUCAUUUCGUUCCCCGCCGCCAUCUUCCUACGAAGGACUCGGCCCCAGGAUGUGCGAGCAUGUGAGUCCCCCCACCUUCCUCCUCCUCCUCCACCUCCUCCUCCUCCUCACCACCACCACCAGCUCCCAGCUAAACACAAUCAAACCAAAGACACACAAAGGAAUAAACAGUCAGACUUUACAACUUGUUUUCUAAAAGAACUUGCAGGACAGGUGUUCUGAAGGACUGACGUAUGACUGCUACUCCAUCCAUCAACGUAAUUCCUCUUUACUGCACACUUCUGCAAAUGUCUUUGGGCAAAAUGGGGUAAUGUAUAACUUCAUGAAUAUGCAAUCAAAGAAAGGGGGGAAAAACUUUGCAUUAGUGUUUCAGGGUGCUUAUUAAUUGCUAUUGUUUUUUUGUUUUUGUUUUUUUUUGUUUUUUUUGUAUGUUUGUAUGCUUUUUGUUGUUGUUUAUGAUUUGAUAAAAGUAAUUGUCUUAUCAGCGCAUUGUUUUCCCACUUCUCUUUGCAAGAGCUCCAGAGAGAGGUUUUAUUUAUUAGAUUAAGGUACGUUGAAUGAAGUGCAAUUAGCCUCACAGACAGCAUGGAAAUCUCCACGCACGUUCAGACGAAAUUGGCAUCGGUCUUAUGUUGGAGUCUAGAGCAUUAACAAUUGACAAAUGUUGCACAAUGAAAUUGAAUGUAUCUUAUUAAAUUGUUUGCCUGUC